Messenger RNA from Drechmeria coniospora, 1809 nucleotides. RefSeq lists its product as uncharacterized. The transcript is spliced from 2 exons. The record is from RefSeq and is a predicted model, not a curated record. NCBI's taxonomy places the organism in Eukaryota, Fungi, Ascomycota, Sordariomycetes, Hypocreales, Ophiocordycipitaceae. The coding region runs from base 1 to 1809 and encodes 602 amino acids.
AUGACGGCUUCUCUCUUGCGACUCUGCGCUGUUGACCGUUGCCGCUCCCUAUUUCAGUCUCAUGACUAUUUUGAUUAUUUGACACUGGUCCACUACCGAGCACCUGUCGCCCGCGCCCGCCUGCGGCGUCGCAGCACCAUCAGGGCUCCAUCCACUCGUUUGCUCGCUCAAAAGCGCCGCCGCUUUACGCCCAGCGGCAGCAGCAGUCAUUCGCUUCAGAAACUCGAAACUCGCAUGGCCUCGCAGCAGGAGGUCCGCCGUCGGUAUCCGGGUGCCGACCGCACUGCCGCCGAGUCGAUUGUCGUUGCCAUUCCCACUCCCACCACCACCAGUACAACCAUCACGCCGGCCACCGUCCCAGGGAAGGCCCAUGGGAUGGCGUUGGAAGCGAGCGGAAUAUCACAACAAAGCCGCGGCAGCGUCAGCGGCAUCGACGCAAGCAUGAUUUCACAGCAGCAGCCGCCGCCGCCGCCGCCGCCUUCCUCUUCUAAAGACAUCGGUCCCAGCACUCAACUGUCCCGGUCCGACUCUACCUCGUCCCGCAUCACCAACCGUCUCUCUCUUACCCUACCGAUUGCUCCGCCGACAAGCGACCCGUCCCGGCCGGCCUCCAUGUCGACGGCCGCCGCCACGUCGAUGCCCAUGAGAGCCCCCGAGAAGCCCGCCGCGAGCUCACCCACUGAUGCCAACGAGUUUAUAAUAGCAAUUGCCGCUCAGGAGCGUCGAGUGCUGGAGAUACGGGAGGAAUUGGCCCGGGCGGAAGCACAUCUGGUCUCGCUGAAGAAGCAGUGGGCCUCCAAGGAGGCGUACCAAAAGAAAUCUGGCGGCCAGCAGGUCGAGCCGGACAGGGACGGUACCCCCUUCGCCGUCGUGGAUGACCCCGUCGCGUCGCGGCGAAGCGUGGAAAUGGACCGCAGAAAGAUGCUGCUCCAGGGCCAGGCCCACGGCACACCGACACAAAACCGGCGCAGGGUGAUGCGUGGGGGGCACACGAGAACGCUGUCUCUCCUCUCGCCCGCGAGCACGAGCGCCGAGUUUUCCGUUCACGAGGAUGCGGGCCCGAGCGACGUGAGGCGUCUGCCGGUACAUCGCCGGCCGGACCAGUUCAGCAAUCCGGCUCUGCUGAAACGGGCAUCGUGGCAGCCACGGUCCGCUCGAAGCUCACCGGCCGUGCCUCAGUUCGUCGAAGACUUUAGGCUAGGACUUCAAGCGUUCGUCGAGGAUAUUCGGCAGAUUACCGUGGGGGAUGAGCCGAUCACGGGACAGCGGGAUCGCAUCGUCGCUGCGUCCGGUCGGAGGCCGUCGGACGAUGGGCGAAUGUCUCGGUCAGGGUCACCGGUGCGACCGAGGGGGAAGCCUACAUCGGAUCCUUGCAGCUUGAUGACGUCGACCCCAACGCCUGCCAGCAGAAACCGAACACGGUCGUUGGAGAAGCUAAGCACGACGAAGAGCAAGCACUAUUCCUUGACGCCGCUGGGCUUCGACUCGCUGGACGACAGCGACUGGGCCAACUGGGACUCGUCAACACCGGCCAAGUCCCCGCGGUGGAGCGGGUCGACGAUGAACAGCGCGGGCCGGGAUGACAUUGGCCCGAUCCUGGAAGUUGGAGAAGAGAACGCGACGCCUGUAAAACUGCCAACGUCGGCAAAGGAGCUCGCGCUGUUGUCUCCGAAAUUGGAGGAGCUGCUUCCCAGCGUGGUGAAUAAGCUGUCGCCGAGCAAUCUGAAGAGAACGGCCAACAACCUGUUGGACGAAUGGGAGAAGUCGCUCACCGCGCCAGGUGAAAGCGACAAGGAGAACAAAGCAUAG